GGCUCACAGCUGGCAACCUGGAAUAAAAGACCCAUUCCGUGGAUCUGUUGUUUGGGCUGUGCCUGAAAAUGUGGAUAUCACAGCAACUCUGUACAGAGACCCUCACUCUGAUCAUUUUGAAGAAAAGGAAUGGACAUUCCAAGUUGAAGGGGAAUCUCGAGGUCACAAAAAGAUUCUGGCUGCGGCUCCUAUUGACCUUCGAAAGUAUGCUGCCAUCUCACCUGCUCCUCGGGAACUGAAGCUGACGCUCACUCCACGUUCUGUCAAGGUUGUGUCAGCGGCUCUUACUGUCAGUAUUACCUGCACUUUGCUGCGAGAAGGCAAAGCUACGGAUGAAGACAUGCAGAGUAUUGCCAGUCUCCUGAGUCUAAAGCCAUCAGACAUUGCAGACAUGAAUGACUUCAACGAGGAGGAAGAGGAAGAAAAGUCACACAGACAAAGUCGCAGUUCUUUAGGAAUUGCACACCGAGAGCCUACAAGGGAGCUGAACACUCUUGCUGAGGAAGAAGAUGAAGCUUUUAUUUCCACAACCAAUAAAGAGAGCAUUACAAUUUCACCUGCUGAUCAGAACACCCAUCCUAGUAAUCAAAUUGGGAAUCAGUCUUUGGAGCCCACCCAUGGAAAAGUGACUGUAUCAAGCCACAAUCAGAGGUAUAACGAGGAAGCUCUAAGUACUGACUCCCUGCUCCGCUGGUGUCAAGAAGUGACGGCUGGGUAUCGUGGAGUGCGAGUCAACAAUUUCACCACAUCAUGGAGAAAUGGGCUGGGUUUUUGUGCCAUCCUUCACCACUUCCACCCUGAAAGCAUUAAUUAUGAAGGUUUGGACCCACUUAAUGUGAAGGAAAAUAACAAAAAGGCAUAUGAUGGUUUUGCUGCUUUUGGGAUACCACCACUUUUAUCACCAUCUGACAUGUUGCUUCGCUCUGUGCCAGACAAGCUAAUUAUUCUCACAUACCUUUGCCAAAUUCGAUCUCACUUCACUUCAAGUGAUUAUCCAACUGCUACUACUCAAAACCCUCAUGUAGAUAUGCAGAAACACAUCACUGUUUCAGAACUACAUAGGGACUUAGACUCUAAACAACAAAAUAUUACUCCUAAAGAUCAAGAUAUCAUACCCUUAACCUCUGAGCAACACAGUAUUAAACCCACACCCAUUACUGAGAAAAACAUUGUAAAUGUAGACCAUGGGAAUAAAAAUCUUCCAAACCUGUCCCCUGAUGAACAGCAGGUGAAAACUUCUACUCCUGCAUUACAUCAGGAAGCACUGCAUGCUAUAGCAGAUGAAAAUGAAAGACUAAAGCAAAUAAUACAAGAAAAUAAGGUACCUGAACUAAAAAGGAAAGUAGAAACCAUGUCUGAAAAACAGAAUAAACAUGAAGCCUGUGUUCACAAACAGGAACUGGCAAUAUCUUCUCCUGUAGACAGUUUACAAAAGUACUCUGUUGUGGAAAAAAAGUCAUCAUCUCUUGUGGAAGAGCAAACGACAAAAAAUAGCUCUGUUCCUCAGAAAAAGGAUGUUACAAAUACAGAAGAAGAGAAGAUACCAGGUACCGUUAAAGGGGCUAAUAAUUCUGGAUUUGUUCCACCUCCUCGUGUUAAGAAGAGACUAAGUGUUAAUGGAGGUUUAACAGAGGUAAACCUGGAAGAGGGAGAGACUUCCAAUCAGGUAGCAACUGUUCCAGUUGCUCCACCACGAAAAGGGGUGGGUCUAAGUCACCUUCGAGAUGCUGACCUUGUGAAGAAAAGGCGGUCUCUUAUUCGAUCCCAGUCACUUUCACAAGAAGAGGAAAUGGACGCCACAUUAAAAAGUAAUGAAGCACCUUCAAGACCUUCUUCCCAAAUUGUGAAUGAACAAUCUACAUCGACAGCUGUUUAUUUUACUGCCAGUGAAGUCGACACAGCCGAAGCUCCAGUGAAAGAGGAGGAACCUGUGCUUCUAAAAGACACCAGCCAGUAUGUGAUCUCUGAGCUUGCAGCUUUGGAGGAUCAGCAAAAAGAAAUUGAUACAAGAGCUGCAGUAGUAGAAAAGGAUCUUCGAACUCUAAUGGAAAAUGGUUGUGACAAAGAAGCAGAGGAGAUCCUUAUCCAGGAAUGGUUCACAUUGGUUAAUAAGAAAAAUGCUUUAAUCAGGAGACAAGAUGAACUACAAUUACUUACAGAGGAGCAAGACCUGGAACAGAGAUUUGAACUCCUGAGCAGAGACCUCCGAGCACUGCUGUGUACUGAUGAUUGCUUGAAAAGUGAGGCUCAGAAGAGAAGAGAAAAACUCUUACUUGAUGAGUUGGUGUCUCUAGUAGAUCAGCGUGAUGGCCUUGUGAGAGAUCUCCAUAUCAAAGAGAGGAAAGCUAUAGAAGAAGAUGAAAUAAUAGAGAGAAGCCUUGAGCAAAGGAGGAGGAAGCUUAGCAAAAAGGAGAAAUGUCGCAUCAGUUAAGGCUUUGAGGUCAAAGGAAAA
Molecule: messenger RNA, 2452 nt
Organism: Nanorana parkeri
Lineage: Eukaryota; Metazoa; Chordata; Amphibia; Anura; Dicroglossidae
Product: EH domain-binding protein 1-like
Exons: 17
Coding region: 341-2431 (696 amino acids)
Molecular function (GO): protein binding
Source: RefSeq, a predicted model, not a curated record